This is a messenger RNA of Trichoderma citrinoviride, 1611 nucleotides long. RefSeq lists its product as hypothetical. Gene Ontology annotation, biological process: regulation of DNA-templated transcription; DNA-templated transcription. Lineage: Eukaryota; Fungi; Ascomycota; Sordariomycetes; Hypocreales; Hypocreaceae. The record is from RefSeq and is a predicted model, not a curated record. Gene Ontology annotation, cellular component: nucleus. Gene Ontology annotation, molecular function: DNA binding; DNA-binding transcription factor activity, RNA polymerase II-specific; zinc ion binding. The coding region runs from base 1 to 1611 and encodes 536 amino acids. The transcript has 4 exons.
AUGCCGCCCAAAGUCUUUGCUUCUCAAGCCUGUCGAGCCUGUCGGCGGCUGAAGAGAAAAUGUACUCGAGAAGUCCCUACAUGCGCCCUGUGCUCCCGUCUGGGCAAGACUUGCGAAUACGCUGAGACCGCAGCCUCGGAGACAACAAUCUCCUCCAGGCUCAGCCACAUCGAGCAGCUUCCCCACGUUGAGGGCAUCUCUCCGUCCAGGGCCUUCUCGGGCAUCAGUGCUGCUACCUUCUUCCCCAAGCCAGCAGAGCCCUUUCCGCUGCCCUUCUUCUUGGAUUCAGAAUACUUGACUUCCCAGUCACCCAACGCUCUGUCAUGGAGUCGGCAUCCAUAUAUCCAUCAGAUCGUGGCCGAGCACCUUGACGACGACCGAGUGGCUCUCUGUGAACAGUAUCUUUCCACAGUGCACAAGUGGCUGCCCAUGAUCAGCCGGAAACGCCUCUUCGACGAAGUCAACAGUGACGCAACAGAAGUCGAUGGCUGCCUUUCCCUCUUUCUACUGUGUGUAAAGGCAUUCAGCACCAGGGAUGGAGAGUGCGCCAAGAACUCAUCAUGGUACCUGCUGGCGAGGUCGCUGUGUUCAGAAGCAGAGUCGGCGGGCUUUGUGUGUCUGAGGCUUGUUCAGGCCCUUGUUCUGUUGUCAGUCUACGAAAUGUCACAUGCCAUCUAUCCGUGUGCAUAUUCGACCCUUGGUCGCGCGUCAAGACUCGGGGUUUUGCUGGGUCUGCAUGACAGGAAGAACAAUCAGCUGUUCAAGGCCGCCGAAACGUGGACCCUGAGAGAAGAGCAGCGCCGAACAUGGUGGACAAUCUUUCUGCUCGACAGACUUAUGAACAUUGAAACCAAUCUGCCAAUGACUGUCCCCGAACCAGUUUCAGACGAGCUAUUGCCGAUCAACGACGAUGACUGGGAGCAAGGCAAAAUCGUUCCCAGCGAGCCUCUCUUUACCACGUCCUUUAGCAGCCUGACAUCCGUCGGCUCCUUUGCAAAGAUGUGCCAGGCCGCCCAUAUGCUGAGCAAAGUCUUGUCGCACAGGGCCAACAAGAGGUCCACGCAGGACGUCGGAAGUCUUCUCCCCGAAGCGCUGGCACUUCACUCGGCACUCUCCGCGCUGCAUCUCUCCAUCAAGGAGUACAUUUCCGGAACAACAUCCCCCGACUUUUCCAUCUCGGGCAUCCUCUCUUUGUCUCUGUGCUGUUCGGCUCAGCUCGCUCUCUACAACCUCUACGGCUGCAACGAGCCGCUCGCUCUGGUUGAGCAGAGUCGGAUCGCCAUGGAAACGGAGAUGCAGAGCGUCAGCCUUGCGGGGAUCAAGUCCAUCUCUUCCAACGUCAUGCCGGCAAUUGCGCGCGCCAACAUUGAGUGCCCUCUCAUGGCGCAGUGUCUGUACCAUGUGGCCACGGAGUGCGCGUGGUUCGUGCGCGAAGACCACGAGCCGCAGAUGUACAGCGCCUUGGAGGAUGUUGUGCGUGAGCUCAAGUCUACGGGAGCAAAUUGGGAGCUUGCGACGCAAUAUCUGUCGCUGCUUCAACAGGGGGGCGUGCUGGAUCUGGUCAAUGUCGAUACGGACGCGUCGACGACGGUAACUUCAUCAUCUGGAUAG